AUGGAGGAGAUUACUGAGGGUGUGAACAACAUCAUCAUCGCAGAUUCACACAAGAAGAACCGAAUUCAGGUCUCGAAUACCAAAAAGCCCCUCUUCUUCUAUGUUAAUCUUGCCAAGAGGUAUAUGCAACAGUACAAUGAAGUGGAGCUCUCUGCUUUAGGAAUGGCUAUUGCCACUGUUGUUACAAUUGCAGAAAUUCUGAAAAACAAUGGGCUGGCCGUUGAGAAAAAAAUCAUGACAUCAACUGUUGACAUAAAGGAUGAUUCUAGAGGGAGACCAGUCCAGAAAGCCAAGAUUGAGAUCAUACUUGGGAAGUCGGAAAACUUUGAUGAUUUGAUGGCCGCUGCAGCUGAGGAGAGGGAAAUUGCAGGUGCUGAGGAGCCAAGCUGA
Prunus armeniaca (apricot) is the source of this 390-nucleotide messenger RNA. Lineage: Eukaryota; Viridiplantae; Streptophyta; Magnoliopsida; Rosales; Rosaceae. The record is from the annotation of a GenBank genome assembly.